AUGUUAGAGUCUUUUAAUUUAGUGAACCAAUGCUCAGAGUUUUUGGUGAAGGGGGAGGAAGUUGAGGUGCGCAUCGCUCCAAAUUUUGAUGGCUAUGGGGCAUUCGAAGAAAACAUGAGUAAUUGUCUCCUCAGCCCCUUUACAUACAGAGCAGGUAAUGUCAAUGUUAAGGCCACUUUGAUGCAGAUAAUUUUUGGUGGGGAGCCGAACUUUGGCCUUCGCGUUCGCGAGAGGGCUCUCGCGUUCACGAAGGGAUGGAGUAAAUGGGAGCAGCUGGGUCCAGGUUCGAUUGUGCUUCGCGUUCGCGAGCUAGGAGACGCAUUCGCGAUGGUCUGGGAAGCUGAAGCUUCGCGUUCGCGUGCUAGAGGUCGUGUUCGCGGAUUAAUCCCCGCUACAAUUGGUUCACUUUCUAGUUUACAAGUAAUUUCGCUAUCGCAAAAUCAACUAUCUGGGGUGGUCCCUGCAUUAUUUUUCUGUAAUGGGUCAUCUGUCAAUGCUCCUCAUGCUAUUAGGAUCAUUGAGUUUAGAUUGGCUAACAAUACCUUAACUGGUGAAGUUCCUGAGAGUAUAAUGAAUCUUGCUUCAUUGGGGAUACUUGACCUUGGUGGGAAUAGGUUUUCUGGUUUGAUUCCAAAGUUUUUGGGUAAUUUGACAAGCUUGAGAAUGUUGUCUCUUAGUGGGAGUAAUUUUCAGCAAGUUUGGGGAGUCUUUAUCAGCCAGUUUGGUAAUCGAGAAAGAACUGAAGUCGGAAAGUGA
Molecule: messenger RNA, 756 nt
Organism: Nicotiana attenuata
Lineage: Eukaryota; Viridiplantae; Streptophyta; Magnoliopsida; Solanales; Solanaceae
Product: probable LRR receptor-like serine/threonine-protein kinase At4g36180
Exons: 4
Coding region: 1-756 (251 amino acids)
Molecular function (GO): protein binding
Source: RefSeq, a predicted model, not a curated record